This is a messenger RNA of Torulaspora delbrueckii, 1728 nucleotides long. RefSeq names its product Fet4p (gene FET4). The record is from RefSeq and is a predicted model, not a curated record. The coding region runs from base 1 to 1728 and encodes 575 amino acids. The transcript has a single exon. NCBI's taxonomy places the organism in Eukaryota, Fungi, Ascomycota, Saccharomycetes, Saccharomycetales, Saccharomycetaceae. Gene Ontology annotation, biological process: transmembrane transport.
AUGGCAGCUAAUCUGCCAGUUGAAGGUGUUGGACGUCGUACGUUGAAAGAUGGAGAGGACAAAACAGGAAUGGGAAAGAUUGCCAGGUUUUUUGGAAACCCGGGCAAAAGACCCACUGUAAAGCAACAGGCCCCAAUAGUGGUUCCGGAGGAUCUAGUAGUCAGCGACCCAGUCAUCAAAACAUUUCAGGAAGAAAGAGCUUCUUUGUACUCCUCAAGCGAUGACAGCAAUCAAGAGUUCGGCACUAUCACGGUGGGCCAGAACGGGUCGAUAACGACUAGUCAAGGGUUCACAGGUCUUGAAAAGGGGCUGACGGAUCGUAUACUGGAUUGGUUGGUGAUGGCCGCUGGUUCUGAGUAUGUCUUCUUCCUGAUGUGGUGUAUCCUGAUUAUUUGGAUCGUUCUGGGCUGCGUUUAUAAAGGUCCUAAUGUUUGGCAAGUUGUUAUGCAGGAUGGCCAAUCUCUUCAGACAUACUUCUGGGAUACCUUGCUGGUGAGGCAACAGCUGAUUAGCGCCCACGAACAGCGGAUUAUAUGUGGUGUGGUACGAUCAAGAAUUGCUUCAUUUAAAAGGUUUGCCAAGGAGCGCCGAAAGUUUGUUGGGUUGAAAGAGAGGGAUGUAGAAGUCGUUGACUUGCCUGUUGGUGAUGUCGAAUUUAGCAGCAAGCUGCUGACCGAGAAUUGGUAUGAUCGUCUUUGUAAUUAUUUCAGUGUCAUCAUCGGUUCCUUGUACACUAUGAUUAUUUUUUGGAUUGGGAUAAUAAUUUGGCUUGUGUGUGGCGUCAUACCUAAACCGGGAGAUAAUGAGCCGCCAUAUACAGGUGAAACGACCGGAAGCAACCCUCAUUUAGUCAAAUUCAGCAGUACAUGGCAAUUGUACAUCAACAGUGCCACGGCAGUGGUUCUUCUCGUGAGCAGCAUGUUUCUUCAGAACAUUAGAGCAAGACAUGACAAGCACAUCUCAAAAUUCAUUGUCCAUAUUUUCAAUGCUGACAGCGAGAUUGAAGAGAAGCUAAGAGUCGAAAAUGGUGACUACGAGAGUGAAAAUCCUAUCGUCACUAUCAAGUCAUCGAAGAGAACUAGGGGACAGAAGAUUAUUGAUCUCUAUGCAGACGUUGUCGGAACAGGUGCAGGUACCGUUAUUGCCGUUGCUGCCAUUGCAGUUUGGCUGGCAAUCGGGAACACAAUGCAUUGGAAUGAUAACUGGUGGUUGAUUAUCGGUACCUAUACGGGUCUUAUUGGGUUCUUGGAUGGAUUUGUCAUCAGAGAAGUUUACUACCGUAUUGUCAAUGAAGAAGAGAAGAACUACGAAGAUGUUGCCACAGAGGAUAUUGAACUACUCGAAACUUUGGGACUUGAAUGUCCAGAGAAAUUUAGUGGUAAGCCACCAGGUCACAAGAAAUCUCUAGAUUUCAGGAUAUCUGUAUGGAUUAACUACGUGUGUUCAAGCCAAUGGAGUGUUCUCUUUUCCAUUGCUGUCAUCAUUGGUCUGAUCAUUGCAGCAUCCUGUCUUCACUGGAGUACUACAGGACAAUUGCUGGCUAAUACGCCUACAAUGAUUAUCGAGGCAUUCUUUAUGAUUGUUUUGAUCCAAGCCCAUAAUUGGGCGGAUUUCCAACGUAGAGUGGAACUUUCGGCCCUCUGUGGUAGAAGACAAAUCCUACUGAACUACCUCACCAAAGGAAGUUCAGAGUCUUUUGGCAACGAAAGUGUUUCGAAAAUCCAAUAA